AUGUCGACCAUCGCGCAUCCGGGGGGUGCGGGCCUUCCUAAUGACAAUCAAGGGCCACGCAUCCUGGCGGCCACAAGCAUUGUGACUGCUGGGGCUGCAAUCACCGUGCUCGCCCGCAUGUAUGUUCGCAUUUUCCUCAUUCGCAAUGUGGGGUUUGAUGAUUAUACCAUGCUGUUGACUAUGAUAUUGUCACUCAGCGGAUGGGGGAUUAUCAUUCCAGAAGUCAUCUACGGCGCGGGCCGACAUACGGCCUACGUCGAAAGGACAGCUACCAAAGCAAUGCAUCUGAACUUUGCUACCCAGGCGAUAUACAUGUGGGCCAUUGGACUCGUCAAGAUUUCCAUCGGACUGUUCCUGUUACGGUUCGCACCGCGCAAGGGCUAUCGCAUUUUUAUUUGGGUGGUCAUCGCUCUGAUGCUCAUUUACACGACAAUUUGUUUCUUCACACUCAUUUUCCAAUGCCAUGACAUGCGGAGCAUUUGGGAUUUCUCGGUCAAGUCGAAAUGCUUUGCCCCGAUACAGCUGCUGAAAUUGAGUUAUACAAAUACAGCUUUGAAUAUCCUCACCGAUUUGAUCUUUGCCAUUCUCCCGAUCUUCAUGCUCAGACAUCUCCAAGUCAACAAACGAACCAAGGCUUCCUUGAUAUGCAUCCUGGGAUUGGGUAUCUUUGCCUGCGCCGCAGCGAUUGUGAAGCUCACCGUGCUUCCCAACUACGGUCGCACGGGCGACUUUCUCUGGGAUUAUUCUACUCUCACAAUCUGGGUUGUCGUCGAAUCCAACAUGGGCAUCGUCGCCGGCAGCCUCCCGACCCUGAAACCCCUCUUCAAGCAAGUGCUGGGCAGCUACGGCUCACGCUACAAAUCGCGACCCUACAACUACCCCCAACAUAACACCUACGGCAGCAAGGCCUACCGUCUGCGCUCCAUGUCCCGAUCGCAGCAGCACGGCCAGUCACAGACCCAAGCCAGCCACCACGACCCCGAGCCUUUCCCCAGGAAGCCAACGGCAACGACCACCACAACCACUGCCACGGCGACCUCGUUUCCAGGCCACGACAGCAGCGAUAAUUCGAGCGAGGAGUACAUCCUCUCGCCGCAUGAGCAUGAUACGAUCAUGCUGACGACAGAGGUGACUGUGUCACAUUCGAUGCAGGCCCAGGCGGAGCGGAGUCGCGCGGCGGCUGGGGCGCAGGGUCGGGGGUUCGAUCGGCCGGGGCCGGGGAUGGUGUAG
Molecule: messenger RNA, 1230 nt
Organism: Aspergillus uvarum CBS 121591
Lineage: Eukaryota; Fungi; Ascomycota; Eurotiomycetes; Eurotiales; Aspergillaceae
Product: integral membrane family protein
Exons: 9
Coding region: 1-1230 (409 amino acids)
Source: RefSeq, a predicted model, not a curated record